Molecule: messenger RNA, 999 nt
Organism: Clonostachys byssicola
Lineage: Eukaryota; Fungi; Ascomycota; Sordariomycetes; Hypocreales; Bionectriaceae
Source: the annotation of a GenBank genome assembly
AUGCGUUUCCUUCCCGCUGGUCUCAGCGUUCUUGCUAUCGCCUCGCUCGGCACAGCGCGCAGCUGCCGCACUAGAACUACCAGCAGCAUCGGAACCUCCGCGGCUGCGACAUCGCCCGAGUCAACAAUCGUCUCGCCCAGCAGCUUUUCUACCCCUUCGCUCUCUACAUUUUCAAUCUCUACGCCUGUGGUUUUGCCUUCGCAGAGUACUCUUAUCACCUUGACUCGGACCGAGUCAACCCCUUCAAGCAGUUCUACUGAGACCCCUUCGGAGUCGGCCACUCUUUCUAGCAGCCUGUCUACUACUCCUCUAUCCGCUACCCCAUCAAGUGGUUUAUCUGCAACCGCUACUCCGGAGAGCACUCCUGUUGGCUCAACGGAGGCUUCCUCAUUUGCCGCCACGACUCCUGAGGUAUCCACAACUCCUUCCACAACAAUCGUGGCCAGCUCAACAGAGGUUUCCUCCAUUGCCUCGACGAGUCCAGAAGUUAGUACCACUGCGGCCUCGACUGUUGCUUCGUCUACAUCGGUCUUGCCCUCCACCACGUCAGCUGCCCCAGUCCCCGUUUCUACGUUCACUCUUGUUGCUUCUACCUCGCAAAAUUCCGCCAAUGGCCACACGAUCCAAAACAGUGGCCAGAACAACCAGAUCGUGUACAUCAACCCCACGGGUGCAACAUACUCUACCAGCUCAUACUACCUAGAGGCUUCUACAGGCUUCCUCAAGACGGGCAACUUCUACGUAGCUUACUUCACGAGCACUAGUUCAAUCUACCUGCAGGACCAGACUUCCCUGACAGCCAGACCCACCCUGAGAAAGAUUGCAUGCACUGGUGCUUUUGUGAACCAAGCCUUGUCAUGUGCGGUAGACGGCUUCCCUUUGAUCACGAACUUCUACGCUUCCUCUAGUGCCACGACCAAUAUCAAUAUCAGAAUGGCGAACCCAGCCACGCCGCCAUCAGGUUAUGUAGAGCUUGGUAUGAAGCCAAGCGCGGUCUAA